Acaulospora colombiana is the source of this 2413-nucleotide messenger RNA. The record is from the annotation of a GenBank genome assembly. Lineage: Eukaryota; Fungi; Glomeromycota; Glomeromycetes; Diversisporales; Acaulosporaceae.
AUGGAUCUAACUUCGCCUGCCUUUUUUCGCUUUUCUGAUCUAUUGCGAAACUCUCAUGCGCAGGCCAGAUCAAACGAGAAAAAAGGAAAAGGGAAAGUUGUAGAGGUUGACUUUGCCGCUAACUUGUUGGAGAAUGUCCGGAAGGCGGAGGAGGAAUUCCAGUUCAAUUUGAUACAAUUCCAGCAACUUCUUCAGCAAGCCCAGAAUAUUAAUAAUCAAUUAUCAACGGACGAAAGCUUGGGAGAUAGCGAAUACGGAUCGGAUCUUUUUUAUAAUGAUCUUCCAACCUCAUACUACUAUGAAGACUUUUCUGAUAGUAGCUCAGACAUUCCCGAAGGAUUUCCGGAUGUUGAUUCAGACGAAGAAGUUCAAGCGAAGCUUGUUGAUCUCCUUGGGUUUGAAAACUUUGAUUUUGUUACAACGCUCGUGACCAAACGAUUGGAAAUUGUUGAAACUAUUAAGAAUCAAUCGAACUUCCGAGAAGAUCGAAAAGAUACCCCGGAGGAACCGGUUUCUCAUAAUCAGCCAUUUCCGGUUCGUCCUUCGUAUGGCUCGCAAGUAACUAUACAAUUGGAAAGCGAGGUUAAAGAACAAAAGCGGAUAAAAAAAGAACAGAGGAAGAAUAUGAAAAAACGAAAUGCUGAGGGCGAAGACACGAUUUCGGCGAAUAUCUUGGGUCUCAACGAUGAGCUACGUUUGGCACGGGAACACCAGUUACAGACCGCGAGAGAUUCACCAUUGCUCCCGCAGCAAGAUUACGAAGAAAUAACUGUACCCAUGACAAAGCGAGCCAAUAAUUUGCACAAUGAAAAGGUUGUCAAUUUAAGUGAAAUGGAUAAUCUUUGCAGAGGUACUUUCAAGGAAUAUAAAUCGCUCAACCGAGUGCAAUCAAUUGUCUAUCCUGUCGUCUAUCAAAAAGAUGAGAAUAUGUUGAUCUGUGCUCCUACGGGAUCGGGCAAAACGGAAAUCGCGACACUCGCAAUUCUUCGUAUGCUGUCACGGUAUUGCGACCCCACGCCUUCAUUCAGUUCGGACUUGCAAAGAUUCAGAAUUAGAAAGAGUGAGUUUAAAAUAGUAUACAUUGCACCUAUGAAAGCUCUCGCGGCAGAAAUAGUUAAGAAAUUCGACGAAAGACUAGGAUGGCUGGGAAUUCAGGUUAAAGAAUUAACUGGUGACAUGCAGUUAACAAAAGCUGAAAUUACCAAUACGCAAAUCCUUGUGACUACUCCUGAAAAAUGGGACGUGGUGACUCGAAAGAGUACGGGAGAUGUUGAGAUGGUGCAGAAAGUUAAAUUGCUCAUCAUUGACGAAGUUCAUUUACUGCACGAUGAUCGGGGAGCUGUACUUGAAAGUUUGGUUGCCCGAACGCGUCGACAGGUCGAAACUAGUCAAUCGGUAAUCCGAAUUGUGGGACUUUCUGCCACCUUACCAAAUUAUGUUGAUGUGGCUCGAUUUCUGGGUGUGGAUCUUAAUAAUGGUGCCGAAGGGUUAUUCUAUUUCGGUGACGGUUUUAGACCAGUACCACUGGAACAGCAUUAUGUCGGCAUCAAGGGAAAGCCCGGAACGUUAAUAUUUAAUAAUAAACUCAACCAGACUUGCUGGGAUAAGGUUUUGAAACAUGUAAAGGAGGGACACCAGGUAAUGGUAUUUGUUCAUGCUCGUAAAGAAACUGUCAAGACGGCACAAACUUUUCGCGAAUUUGUUCUGAGUGAAGGGCACGAGGAGUUGUUUGACGUCUCCACGCAUUCUCGCUAUGAAUUGGUGAAAGCAAGCGUCAUGAAAUCACGAAAUAAGGAAUUAAGAGAGCUUUUUACACAUUCCUUUGGAAUCCAUCAUGCGGGAAUGCUGAGAUCCGAUAGAUCGAUGACUGAAAACUUAUUCAAAGUUGGCCUGAUUAAGGUCUUGUGUUGCACUUCCACGUUAGCCUGGGGCGUUAAUUUACCAGCUCAUGCUGUCAUCAUUAAAGGCACGCAAGUAUAUGAUGCACAAAAAGGGAAUUUCGUUGAUCUAUCGCUUCUGGAUGUGAUGCAGAUAUUUGGUAGAGCGGGUCGUCCACAGUAUGAAAGUCAUGGUAUUGGUUAUAUUAUGACCGCUAUCGAUAAAUUGCCUCAUUACGUGUCAAUGAUGACUCAACAGCAUCCUAUAGAAUCCAAGUUCACCGAAAGAAUAGAGGAUAAUUUAAAUGCUGAAAUUUCGUUGGGCACCGUGUCCAACGUUGAUGAAGGUGUCAGGUGGUUGGGGUACACAUAUUUAUUUGUGCGUAUGAGAAAAAAUCCUCUGGUCUAUGGCAUGAAGCAUGACGAACCUCUUGAUGACCCGGAACUCCAUGGCCGACGUAGGGAGCUCAUAAUAAUCGCGGCUAAGAAGCUUAAAAUGAAUAAUAUGAUUACUUUUGAAGAUGAAUAUUAUUUUG